GGGGCCGGGCUGGUGAUCUAUUCUCUCUGACUGCUGGGUACUGAAUAUCGGUGGCUCUACUGGUGUUCCAUGUUACUCAGUUCUUUUAAACAAAUUCCUCGAGGUCUUCUCACUUCUACUGUGCGUACUAUACAGUCGACCUCAGUUAUGCCGAAAAAAGAAGCUAAGCCGGGAAAAAGUUGUAAGAAAGAAUUAUCCCAGCCAUCUAAUCCCACUGGCCCAGUGACGGUAGACAAAACUGGAUCAAUUACUAUUGCUAUUCAUGCCAAGCCUGGUUCCAAGCAAAAUGCAAUAACAGAUGUAUCGUCAGAGGCUGUCGGUGUAGCAAUCGCUGCCCCUCCAACAGAAGGAGAAGCAAAUGCAGAGUUAUGCCGGUACCUGUCAAAGGUUUUAGAAGUGAAAAAAAGUGAGGUUAUGCUGGAUAAGGGUGGGAAAUCUCGAGAAAAAGUAGUAAAGAUUUCUGCAGCAAUAUCUCCUGAAUUGGUUUUAAUGAAACUAAAGGAAGAGGCAUCAGAAAGCUGAAGAACAUUUAGCUGGAAGAGGACAUAAUUAUGUUGAACAAAAUGCAACCAAAAGAGCAACUCAGCUGAUUUGUUUUGCUAGGAACAGAGAGGCUGAAUCUGACAACAAUAUAUAGAGAACCUGAGAGAACACUGAAUAUUAUGCAUGUUUCUUGUUGUGUAUAUGGAGUGAGAGCAAGUACAUUAUAACAUCAGUGCUAAAUAUGUAAAUUCAUCAAUAAAAGUAAAUAAUGAUUUAUUUCUUUUUUAACAAAACCCGACCGAUAAUAAAGUAAUAUUGAGCGUA
Bombina bombina (fire-bellied toad) is the source of this 807-nucleotide messenger RNA. It is a transcript of the gene C6H15orf40, whose product is annotated as chromosome 6 C15orf40 homolog. Gene Ontology annotation, cellular component: cytoplasm. The transcript is spliced from 4 exons. Lineage: Eukaryota; Metazoa; Chordata; Amphibia; Anura; Bombinatoridae. The record is from RefSeq and is a predicted model, not a curated record. Bases 70 to 522 code for a protein of 150 amino acids.